AUGGCGACUAAGCGUGUCAGGAUGACCCCAUUGAUGGAAGGGGAGAAGAGGCAGAAGAAAAAGCAGAAGCACCCGGAUGCCCCAAAUGAUGGAAGAGAAGAAGAAGCGGAGGCAAAAGGAGGCACCAGAGAAGGAGGAGAGGAGGAAGCGGGGAUGCCUAGUCCUUGUGCCAGCUCUGACUCCCCUCAGGCCAGUGCCAUGUUAGUAGCGCUUGAGAGAGAGCGGAUGAUAGUGAUUCCUUCAUCAUCAACUAUUAGGAAUGGUUUUUCCAUUCUUCACCAAGUCCCAGAAGGCCAUGUUGGGGUUUACUGGAGAGGAGGUGCCCUUCUAAAGACGAUUACCGAUCCAGGUUUUCAUCUGAAGCUGCCUUUUAUAACCCAUUAUGAGCCUGUUCAAGUAACCCUUCAGACAGAUCAGGUGAGGGAUAUUCCUUGUGGUACCAAAGGAGGUGUAAUGAUUAACUUUGAGAAGAUAGAGGUUGUUAACCGGCUUCACAAGGACUAUGUGCAUGACACUCUGCUGAACUAUGGGGUGCAGUAUGACAAUACAUGGAUAUAUGACAAAAUUCAUCACGAGAUCAAUCAGUUUUGCAGCUCUCACUCUCUUCAGCAAGUCUACAUUGAUGUUUUUGAUCAAAUUGAUGAAAAGAUGAAAGAUGCUCUCCAGGGUGACUGCACACGUUAUGCUCCAGGAAUUGAAAUCAUUAGUGUUCGUGUUACAAAGCCAAAAAUCCCAGAAAGCAUAAGACGCAAUUUUGAACAGAUGGAAGAGGAACGCACUAAGGUCUUAAUUGCUAUUGAGAAACAGAGAGUUGUUGAGAAAGAGGCAGAGACAAAUAAGAAAAUGGCUAUCAGUGAAGCUGAGAAGGUUGCAAAUGUGAGCAAGAUCCUUAUGGAACAGAAGUUGAUGGAAAAGGAUAGUGUCAGGAAGCAGCAAGAAAUUGAGAACCAGAUAUACAUGGCUCGGGAAAAGAGUUUGGCCGAUGCAGAUUUCUACCGUUUACUGAAGGAAGCUGAAGCAAACAAGUUGAAGCUGACACCGCAAUUUCUUGAGCUUAAAUUCAUCGAGGCCAUAGCUGAUAAUACAAAAAUUUUCUUUGGGGAAAAGAUACCUAAUAUGUUUCUGGAUCAGAGGCUGCUUGGGAACUUCCUGCAACAGUUAUCUAGGAAUGUGUCUGAAGAGGAGAAAUGAACUGCUUAAUUUUUUUUUAUCAACAUGUUGUAAUACCUAGGUGAUAUAGAAAGUAAAUGUUGGUUGAGGCCUUCAGAAGGUGUUUCAUUUGAACAAAAUUUUUGUGAAGUCUGCCAAUUUUUUGGCUUUUAUAGGUGUGUCAUUCAAUGAGUUAUAUACAAAAACA
This is a messenger RNA of Quercus lobata, 1357 nucleotides long. RefSeq names its product erlin-2-B-like. Lineage: Eukaryota; Viridiplantae; Streptophyta; Magnoliopsida; Fagales; Fagaceae. The transcript has 9 exons. The coding region runs from base 1 to 1191 and encodes 396 amino acids. Gene Ontology annotation, biological process: SREBP signaling pathway. Gene Ontology annotation, molecular function: ubiquitin protein ligase binding; cholesterol binding. Gene Ontology annotation, cellular component: endoplasmic reticulum membrane; endoplasmic reticulum. The record is from RefSeq and is a predicted model, not a curated record.